CUCAUACGAUCAUCAACCGUAUGGCUGUCAAGUAGCUGAGUGGGAACCUCUGCCGUUGAAAAACUAAACUCGUCGUCGAAUCCUCAAUUUCUCCGGCUUCGUCGAGGCCUAAAUCCGUGACGGUGCCUCAAUGAGCUUGCGGCCAUCUACGACUUUUGUUUUAUUCAGCCAUUAAAACGCCCAGGUUACCAUCUGCAAAGAGUUUCUGGCAAUCAUACUUUGAACUCAAUCCGACUCUUUAUUCUACUUCUAGGGGAUAAGGCUGAGCAGACGCCUCGUCGAAAAGAAUGCAUACCCUUCCUACCAACGCGAACUCCUUUCCGCCCGACCCAACUCAAGCAACAGCAUCUCAGCCGCCGCUUUCACCAUCUAAGACGAUAAUCAUCGGUCUCUCGGGCCCAUCCUCAAGCGGGAAAACCACGCUCGCCAGACUGUUGAGGAGUAUUUUCAACGUCAGCGUGACUGUGCCAGUGGCGGACGACGAGGACGGCACGGGAGAGAAGGAGUAUCGACUAAGUUUGUUCAUUUUGCACCAGGAUGAUUUUUACAAGACUGAUAAAGACGUCCCGUGGGUAACAGUCUCCUCCCCUACCCAUGGCACCCGCACCGAACAAGACUGGGACUGCGUCGGUUCCCUUGACCUUCCACUUUUCCGAUCCACACUGAGUCAUGUCUGCAAGCACGGCACAUUACCUCCGGAUAUAGUCAGUAUCGAGGACCAGAAUUCGGUCGGUGAUGUGCAUGUUACAUCCGACGAAGUCAAUUCGCUGCACGAGCAGAUGCGGUCGUGGUUUGAGGCAAUAGUCCGCAAGCACGUCGCUACUGAUACCCAUGCCGAGGUCCCGCGAGAGAUUCGGAUAUGCGUCUUGGAAGGGUUUCUGCUGUAUCCUCCCAGCCCAAGGUCGGCGGGGUUCGCAUCUACAGCGCACGGUCUCGCGGGAGACGAGACGGACGACUUAGUUGAGCUGUAUGCCCUUUCACAUGAGUUGUUGUCGGCCAAAUUAUUCCUUCCAUGCACCAAGAGUCAGAUGGUGGAAAGGAGGGAAAAGAGGACUGGGUAUGUUACGCUCGAGGGCUUCUGGACCGAUCCGCCGGGAUACGUGGAGGAUGUGGUGUGGGUGAACUAUGGGAGGUAUCAUGGGUGGAUGUAUCAGGGAGACGUCGAGGCGGAGGUGUUUGAUGAGCAGAGUUGUACGGAUGCUGGGGUCAAGGUGUUCCUGGGACCGAAAAAGGAGGUAGGAAGGGACACGAUGAAGGAGAGUCUCGACUGGGGAGCUGGGGAGGUCAAGGGUGUGGUGGAGAGGUUGCUGGAGAGAUAAGAAGUGUCACCCAGGUGUGGAAUGCGUAUAGAAGUAAAUUUAUCAGCCGAAAGAAGAGCCGUCGAAAGUGACGCGGGUCGUGAGGACUGGGGGGGUGUCGAAGGAUGGUAAUCGGGAUAAUGGGAUCCUCGAGAUUUUGGUAGUCCAAGGUCUGGUCCUACUGUUACGAGUUGUUCCGCUGGAGGAUCUCUCUGUGCGACAAUGCCGCCUUGUUCUUCUCCUUGUCCGGCCAUUUUGUUAGAGCCGCAAAAUCUAAUCUACCUGUUUUCUUCUUUGCUGGACAAACCAACCAGAUCCUCAGCGGGCAUCCCUCAUCGCCACCUUUCGAUCAGCCACCUACGCACUUACUUCGCACCGGAGGCAGGCAGCGCCGGCAGGCAUCGUGAUCGAAAGAGAUCAGUCCUAGAGUACCUCG
Exophiala xenobiotica is the source of this 1734-nucleotide messenger RNA. RefSeq lists its product as uncharacterized. Lineage: Eukaryota; Fungi; Ascomycota; Eurotiomycetes; Chaetothyriales; Herpotrichiellaceae. The record is from RefSeq and is a predicted model, not a curated record. Bases 288 to 1319 code for a protein of 343 amino acids. The transcript has 3 exons. Gene Ontology annotation, cellular component: cytoplasm.